AGGAAUAAAGAUGCAAUUUAAGAACGUGCGGUUCAAACGGAGUGAAUACCUGUUUCGUUGAAGAUGUUUCGUGUGUUAUAUAUGAGUUUUUUGAAUAUAUCAAUAUUUAUGUUGUUAGUUAAACAGGCGGUCGUUAGUGACAUUAUAUAUAAUACAAAUUUAAAAAUGACCCUUCACCUCGAGACGGUUGUUUGACAUCUUUCAAUGAAAGGAACAAAAACUAAAGGAAAGUUUUAGACUUAUCCAAUCCAUGGUGUAGUUCGUGAAGUGCUUUCCACUUUUCCGACAUUAAAUAAAGUCCUGGAAAUAAUCGGAGGAAUAUCCAGGUAAAAUGCAUGACAAUGAACGAGUAACAAUGGAUCACUGGACAAAUCUAACACCUACAGCUACAAUUCCGUUAAUGGACAAUGUGUCAACACCGAUAAUCACUAACAACACUUCAAUCGACGAUCCAAUAGGCCUUAACUUUAGUUUUUUCAAUAGUCAGUAUCCAGCCCUUCGGGACUUUCAAGGCGAUUUAGAUAUGGAAUACAUCAAACUCAUCAAUCCUUUUUGGCUGAAAUUCGACCCACCUAGCCAACGGGCCCACUAUACUCUAGGCGCACUUUACAUAUUGCUUCUUGUAAUAGGAUUUUCUGGGAAUGCAUUUGUAAUUUUCAUGUUUUUAAGAUGCAAAUCUCUUCGAACUCCCGCGAAUACUCUCGUGUUAAAUUUAGCUGUGAGUGACUUCCUCAUGAUGUCCAAAAUCCCGAUUGCUAUUUAUAAUUGCUUUCACUGCGGGCCAGCUCUGGGCGAUUCAUGGUGUAAAUUCUACGGAUUUGCUGGCGGUCUAACCGGAACCUUAUCCAUAACUACACUUACUGCAAUAUCUAUUGACCGAUAUCAUGUGGUGGUGUACCCAUUGGAUCCACUGAAGUCUACCACGAAACGACGAUCACGACUCAUGGUGCUUUUCGUUUGGUGUUAUUCAUUUAUUUUCGCCAUAAUUCCCGCGUUAGAUAUUGGCCUAAGUCACUAUGUUCCUGAGGGGUACCUGACUACAUGCAGUUUCGACUAUCUCUCCAAAUCUCGUGAUGCGAGGAUUUUCAUGUUUGCCUACUGGAUUGCAGCCUGGUGCAUUCCUUUCUCCAUAAUAACAUAUUGCUACGUGUAUAUUCUUCGAGUGGUGAUAUCGGCGAAUAGUAUCCAGUCAAGCAAGGAUAAAAACAAAACGGAAUUCAAGUUAGCUAUUGUAAUCAUUGGAAUUAUUGGACUGUGGUUCCUUGCUUGGACGCCGUACUCCGUUGUAGCCCUGCUAGGCAUAUCAGGGAAUGAGACUGCUAUUACGCCACUGGGGUCAAUGAUACCAGCACUCUUUUGUAAAUCGGCUGCAGCUAUUGAUCCUUACGUAUAUGCGGUAACACAUCCCCGGUUUCGUAUGGAGUUGGGCAGGAUAUUCUGCGGACGAGUACCAUCAACAUUAAAAAGGGCUUCGACAUAUCAGUCGUCGGUUUAUACAAAGACUUCAACUCGGCGACGUAUCGCUCCUGAUGUGAAAGAUGAACCUCGAGUGUUGGGCCAAGGGGAAGAAAUGUCCUCAUUUUCAGGAGAUGCACUGGAGCGAAGCAGUACCAUAGAAGGAACUAUAAAAACUACUUUGACAUAAAGUAGAGCUUUCAAUGUCCACGACCACAUUGUACUUGUACCAAAUUGGUGUUUCGAAAAAAUAAAGCACAUUUA
Molecule: messenger RNA, 1719 nt
Organism: Hermetia illucens (black soldier fly)
Lineage: Eukaryota; Metazoa; Arthropoda; Insecta; Diptera; Stratiomyidae
Product: opsin Rh3
Exons: 5
Coding region: 332-1645 (437 amino acids)
Biological process (GO): visual perception; G protein-coupled receptor signaling pathway
Cellular component (GO): membrane
Molecular function (GO): G protein-coupled receptor activity
Source: RefSeq, a predicted model, not a curated record